This is a messenger RNA of Lethenteron reissneri (Far Eastern brook lamprey), 2013 nucleotides long. It is a transcript of the gene EEF1D, whose product is annotated as eukaryotic translation elongation factor 1 delta. NCBI's taxonomy places the organism in Eukaryota, Metazoa, Chordata, Hyperoartia, Petromyzontiformes, Petromyzontidae. The record is from RefSeq and is a predicted model, not a curated record. Gene Ontology annotation, biological process: translational elongation. Gene Ontology annotation, cellular component: cytosol; eukaryotic translation elongation factor 1 complex. Gene Ontology annotation, molecular function: translation elongation factor activity; guanyl-nucleotide exchange factor activity.
AUUUGUGGGUUUAACUCGUACCAACACGCAGCCGGACGGUGAACACUGCGCGAUCGACAUUCUCGGUAAAGUGGCUGCCUCCGUCCAAAAGAAAGAGACCUCACCGUUUGGCUCGGCGCCUAAUAAUGACGCGGCAGUACCUAGUGAAGACUACAAAAAGAAACGCAAGCAAAACAAUAAAAAUCGCCUGCGUGGUAAAAUGGUGGACAGUGCAAAACGGCUCCCUCCAGUUGUCAUCGCUCGAUUUGAGACCGUCUGGCUCGACAGCUGGAGGUACCACGAUGCAGAGUGCCACUUUGAGCUGUAUAAAGAAAGAAUGGCCAGCCGGCUAGUGGGUGAAGAUAUCUCCAGGCCUCGAACAGAUCCCCUCCGGCCCGUCGAGGCUGACGAUGGUUUGCAAGCUGUGGUAGACGAGCCGGAUAAUAUCUCGCCACCGAGACGUCACGAAGGCUUUUCGGGCACUUUGAGUGACACCAACAUGGCGGACACCCAGCCAAACCCCGCGCGUGCAAUGAUGCCAGGAAUUGUGGAGGCAGUCAGUUUCUGGGUGGACAAGUUUAUGUACGAGAAAGCGGAAGUGGCUUUUUAUGUUCAGAAGUACGUGGAGCAUGAGCCUGUGCACAAAGUCAAGAGCAGCUCUCCUGAUGGUAAAAAACCUCGCAGUUCCCCCAUGCAGACACCAAAAGCGGCUGCCGGUGAACACCAUGAUGCUGCAAAAUAUGCGGCUUUGGAAAGCAUCUGGUUGCAAAACGCACAGUACCAUGAUGCCGAGGUGCGUUACUAUGAGAGGGAAGCAACCGAACACUUGAAAGCUUGGCAGAGAGCACAGGCUUCAGUUAGUGGUGCUAAAACGAAGAAGUCCAAACGACAGAAGCAAAUCAAGGCAUCCAAACGGGCAACGAAUGAGAUGGAGUUUGUUCCAAGGCCAUUUUCAGUUCAAAUAAGAGAGUCUGCAUUCAAAGGAGUGAUCUGUGCAGGUUCAGAUUCGAUCUCACCGAAUCGGAAGACUUUUGGUGGUGCAAAAAAAAAGUUUAUUGGUAGCGUUUCCCUCCAGCCGCAGACGUCUCCAUGUGGCGUCGCUGCAUCCCAUCGCGGCCUCGGUGUCGCCACUACAACCACCACGACCACCACGAUGCCCCCGGGGCAGCAGCAGCCGCCAACCAUGGCAGCCGUUCCACAACUACAAGAAAGCGUUUGGGUGGACAAGUUCCGUUAUGAUGACGCGGAAUGUCAGUACCAGCAGCAGCUAACCUCACAGAGCAACCAGGAUGCCGAAUCAAGCGGAAUUCUGCAAGACAUUCAGAGAGCAAGGAAUAACAUCCAGAAGUCUCUGGCUGGGCAGGCUCUACAGGCAGCACCCGAGGGGGGCGAGCUGCUUCCUCGACUCAAGGCGGUGGAGCAGGAAAACCGGGAGCUGAAGAAACAUGUUCAAGUUCUGCAACAGGCUCUGUCCCGUAUGGAGAUCCGGCUAUCGACGUUGGAGAAGGGAUCUGCAGGGAACCCACCCGUUGCUGUGGCCUGCAAGCUAGCGCAGGUGAAGGCGGUGGAAGAGGUGAAUGGUAACGCAAAAGAAGAAGACGACGAUAUUGAUCUGUUUGGAAGUGAUGAAGAUGAUGGGGUGGCAGAGAAGCUUCGUGAAGAGCGGGUCAAGGCCUACUCUGAGAAGAAAGCCAAGAAGCCUGUGCUGAUAGCCAAGUCUUCGAUCGUCCUGGAUGUCAAGCCUUGGGAUGACGAGACCGACAUGGCCGAGCUGGAGGCAAAGGUGCGGUCGGUGUCGAUGGAUGGGCUGCUGUGGGGUGCCUCCAAACUGCUGCCCGUUGGCUACGGCAUCAAGAAGCUGCAGAUCCAGUGCGUGGUGGAGGACGACAAGGUCGGCACGGACAUCCUGGAGGAGGAGAUCACCAAGUUCGAGGACCACGUCCAGAGCGUGGAUGUUGCUGCAUUUAACAAGAUUUAACCCCCACCGCACAUCAAGUACUCUUAUUAGAAGAUGAAUAAAGCUCUCUCAACUUG